AUUCAUUUACGUUCUCUGGUAGCGCUGUUGGGCAUUUAACCGGUAUUCUAACCAAAUUUUGUAAAUCAUUGUUUGCAUUCACAAAUUCAUUCAUUGAUGUAUGCUAUUGUACGAGUUUGUUCACAUAAAAGGUUUUUGAGGCGAAGAAAAGCAAAAUAUUGGGCAACACUCUAACAACCAGCAGUUGCAUGAUAUUGUCUAGCUAUUAUCUGCUAUUUUUCAGUCCCCUGAUGUUAAUUGUGGACAUUUGGUGAAACACUCUCAUCGUUUUCAGUACCCCUCCCAAAUAUGGUGAAACACGCUCAUCGUUUUCAGUUCCCCUGCGAAAAGUGAAAUAUUUUGAUAAUGGCCGCACUGUGAACCUUCUCUAUAAUCUACAUUCUCUGUAUAAUCUACAUUCUCUGUAUGUCAAGAAAGGCGAGUGGAGUGGAGAAUUCAUUCAUAUCAUGAUAUCAAAAAUACGAGAGUGGCAGCUCUGUAAUAUUUAUUGAUCAGCUGAUAGAGUAGAAAAUAUUAGAUUAUUUUGCUUUGCAUUUCUUGAUAAAUAUAAAUUAAAACGUCACGGCAUCGCGUUGUUAUUGUACUUCACUUAAUAAAACCUGUUUCUUUUUGAUUAGUCAAUUAAUAAGACUAUUAGAUAUACAUAUAUAAUCUUUCCAAGUGUCGAUGAGUUGCACUUUAUCGCUGUCAAUCAGUUUGGGACGCCGUUCGCUGCGGAUAUAUAAUCGUGUAACGCGUUUUAUUUCACUUAAACGUUAUUAUUCUUUUGAAAUCGAUAUGACGAACGUUGAAAUCCCGGGUCGCGCGCUUCACUAUGUGCUCAAGAUUGGAAAUCGUGGAAAAAAUGCAUAUUUCUUCCGAGAUAUACUUGGUAUGAAGGUGCUUCGACAUGAGGAAUUCAAAGAAGGUUGUGAAGCGCAAUGUAAUGGACCUUACGACAACCGUUGGAGCAAAUCUAUGAUUGGCUAUGGACCGGAAUCUUCUCAUUUCGUAAUUGAACUCACUUACAACUAUGGUGUAAAAGAAUACGAAUUGGGUAAUGACUUCGGUGGUAUAACCAUUAAGUCCAAGGAGACAAUUGAACGAGCGCGGUCCCAAAACUACCCCAUUUCGGAGGAGAAAGGUUUACAUGUAUUAACAUCGCCUGACGGCUAUAAAUUCUAUAUAAUUGAAGAGCCUCAACCUCAAGCAUCUGAUCCUGUAAUGAGCGUCAUCCUACACUCAAGCAAUUUGGCAGCAUCUAAAACGUAUUGGCAUGAAUUAUUAAAAAUGGAAGUGGAGGUAGAAGAUUCUAAUGUAAUAACACUAUCAUACGGCGAAAAUCAAACACGUUUAACUUUGAAGCAAUUAACCGAUCCUAUCAAUCGGGCUAAAGCAUAUGGUCGCAUUGCAUUUGCAGUACCGUUAAAUGUUCAACCUGCAAUUAAUGCGAUUAUUCAGCAAGCGAACGGCACCAUAUUGACUCCUCUGCUUACGCUUGACACACCGGGAAAGGCAACCGUGCGUGUUAUCAUUUUAGCUGAUCCCGACGGACACGAAAUAUGUUUUGUCGACGAGGAAGGCUUUUCUGAAUUGUCAAAAGUGGAAGUAGAUGGCGAUAAGAAUCUUACAAAAUAUAUUCAAAAAGAUCCCUUCCAAGAGAAAUAAUAACUUAUUAGUUUUUAAUAUGCACUUAACUACAAAAUAAUAUGUAAUAAAAUUACACUAAAAUUGAAUACUGUUUAAAUUUGUAUAUAUCUAAAAAUCUUUAUAUUUUGAUCACUUAAAAUACAAUUUCACGUUUUCAAACUUUGUUUAUAAUAGCGAGAAAUGGAAAAAAACUUAGUACUUAUUUUUAUAAUAAGAAGAAAUGAAAAGAAAAAACUCUUUGUCAGGAAUGUAUGCCUGUAGUUACCUUUUUUUUUAACAAAUUCUGGAAAAAUAUAAAUUAACCUAAACCCAAAAUUAAAGUUCGUUAAACGCUCUGGUAUUUUUGAUGGUGUAUAAAAAAACAGUAAAACAGUACCAUAACAGUAAAAAAUUCACUUCAAUUUCAAGAGAUACGAGCUGUUGGUAACAAGCUUAAAUAUAAAAUAAGUUGCUCAUUGUCUGAA
This is a messenger RNA of Bactrocera oleae (olive fruit fly), 2093 nucleotides long. RefSeq names its product glyoxalase domain-containing protein 4. The record is from RefSeq and is a predicted model, not a curated record. NCBI's taxonomy places the organism in Eukaryota, Metazoa, Arthropoda, Insecta, Diptera, Tephritidae.